GAAGGGGCGGCGGCGCCAUGUCCGACCACGAAGGUGGCAAGAAAAAGCCCCUGAAACAGCCCAAGAAGCAGGCCAAGGAGAUGGACAAGGAAGAGAAGGCGUUCAAGCAGAAACAAAAAGAGGAGCAGAAGAAACUAGAGGAGCUAAAAGCAAAGGCUGCGGGGAAGGGCCCCCUAGCUACAGAUGGAAUUAAGAAAUCUGGCAAAAAGUAA
Molecule: messenger RNA, 212 nt
Organism: Lemur catta (Ring-tailed lemur)
Lineage: Eukaryota; Metazoa; Chordata; Mammalia; Primates; Lemuridae
Product: translation machinery-associated protein 7-like
Exons: 1
Coding region: 18-212 (64 amino acids)
Source: RefSeq, a predicted model, not a curated record